Messenger RNA from Mugil cephalus (flathead mullet), 1411 nucleotides. Its product is annotated as zinc transporter ZIP3-like. The coding region runs from base 213 to 1148 and encodes 311 amino acids. Gene Ontology annotation, molecular function: zinc ion transmembrane transporter activity. Gene Ontology annotation, biological process: zinc ion transmembrane transport. The record is from RefSeq and is a predicted model, not a curated record. The transcript has 3 exons. NCBI's taxonomy places the organism in Eukaryota, Metazoa, Chordata, Actinopteri, Mugiliformes, Mugilidae. Gene Ontology annotation, cellular component: plasma membrane.
CGGAAGUACGGAGGUCGGAGGUGUUUUUGACGGCGGCGGUCGGAUCCUCGCAGGUAAACUCGGUUCUGAAGAGGAUUCUUUUGAUUUAAAUGUAAAUGAAAUGUAGUCUGGACUCCACCGAGGCUCCUGCUUCGUAACCGGAGGAUUUCGAAGCUGCAGACCAGAAGAACAUGGCGUCCUGCUGCUUGUAGCAUUGGUGCAGCAGCUUCAGGAUGCAGAUCCUGGCGGCCAAGCUGCUCGGCAUGCUGGGAUUGUUCGGCCUGGUCCUGGCCGGCGUUCUGGUCCCGGUGCGCCUCCUGCUGGCCGACCACGACAAGGCGCAUCGCUACCGGCGGCCGCUGUCUCUGGGCAACUCGUUUGGAGGAGGCGUGUUCCUCGCCACCUGCUUCAAUGCUCUGCUUCCAGCCGUCAGAGACAAGGUGACGGUCGUGUUCCAGCAGCUGCAGAUCAGCAGCGAUUAUCCUCUGGCGGAGACGAUGAUGAUGCUGGGCUUCUUCCUCACGGUCUUCGUGGAGCAGAGCGUCCUCACCUUCAGGAAGGAGACGCCGUCCUUCAUCAACCUGGAGACCUUCAACGCCGGUGGCUCUGAGGCCGGCAGCGACUCUGAGUACGACACGCCGUUCAUCUCGCCCGGCGGCGUCCAGCGUUCCCACGGACACCAGCACGGACACUUCAGCCCGGCGGAGCUGGCGGGGGCGGGACCCCUGCGUCUGGUCAGCCUGGUCCUGGCGCUGUCGGCGCACUCGGUGUUCGAGGGCCUGGCGCUCGGCCUCCAGGACGACGGCGCCAAGCUGGGAGGGCUGUUCCUGGGCGUGGCCGUGCACGAGACUCUGGCCGCCGUCGCCCUCGGCGUGAGCGUGGCCAAGGCGUCGCUGGGCCUCAGGGACGCCGCCAAGCUGGGCGUGGCCGUGAGCCUGAUGAUCCCGCUGGGCGUGGCCGUGGGGAUGGGCGUGGAGUCGGCGCAGACGCUGGCGGGCAGCGUGGCGUCGGUGGUGCUGCAGGGUCUCGCCGCCGGGACCUUCCUCUUCGUCACCUUCUUUGAGAUCUUGUCCCGGGAGCUGGACGACAAACAGGACCGGCUGCUCAAAGUCCUCUUCCUCAUCCUCGGCUACGCAGUCCUCGCCGCCCUCGUCUUCAUCAAGUGGUGACAGGACAGGAAGCGCCGGCCAAAACUUAUUUAUUUACAGGAAAACUUUAUUUAAACGUAACUCCUGGACGGCAGAGGGUUCAUAAAUGUGUCUGUUGUAGUUUGUUAAAAGCUGAAAUAUUAACUUUAAAUGUUUUCUCAUUUGUUUUUAUAAAAACUUCCGUUUGUGUAAAUCCUGCUGAUUCUUCUUUAAAGUCUCUGAACAGAAAAUAUGUUUUAAUAUUAAGAAUCCUUUCACAUUAGAAAUAAAGACUUGAGUAAGAA